Molecule: messenger RNA, 384 nt
Organism: Ostertagia ostertagi
Lineage: Eukaryota; Metazoa; Nematoda; Chromadorea; Rhabditida; Trichostrongylidae
Source: the annotation of a GenBank genome assembly
AUGGAGGAUUCUAUUAAGGCCGCGAUUGGCCGUUCGGGAUACCAGACUCGCAAACGGGUCGGAUCGAGUUUUGCUACUUUCUCAUUUCACAAACGUGGGCAUAUGGGCAGAUCGAUCUGUUACUAUGGAUCAUGUUCCUUUGGAAUAUCGAACUCUACCAGAUGGUUCCACUUUCUUGCACCAUCAAACGCCAGGCUUCCAUAUCUAUUUCUCUGUGGCAACCGUUCAGAGAGCGUGCGAAGGAGGCACUCAUUGCCUCCUAAAUCACUCGUUUAUCACGCACAGUUGUACUGCGUGCACGGCGUAUGCUCCCAGGGCGUUGAGAUACCACUUGUCUACUGCAUAACGUCGAAGAAGACGCAAAAUUUAUACGUGGAAAUUUUU